Molecule: messenger RNA, 549 nt
Organism: Cryptococcus amylolentus CBS 6039
Lineage: Eukaryota; Fungi; Basidiomycota; Tremellomycetes; Tremellales; Cryptococcaceae
Exons: 3
Coding region: 1-549 (182 amino acids)
Biological process (GO): electron transport chain
Source: RefSeq, a predicted model, not a curated record
AUGCUCUCCCUCCGCCCCCUCCUCAGAUCAGCCCCCCUCUCCCCCCUGGCCUCUGUCAGUCGUCGGGCCAUCCACGCCUCUAUCCCCGCCUUCAACUCUGCCAGCAGGCCAGAGUCCUCUACAACCCCUGUGCCUACCAUCCAGGACGGCACUGUUCCCACAGAAUACCAGGGUGUCAACGGUAUCCAGGCCGAUCUUGUAUCAGGUGCCCCUGUUGAGCUCCUCCACCGUCCUGUUCGCAUCUACCGUCCCACAAAAAACACCAUGCAGUCAGCCAAGGGCAAGACGAAGCGAUGGGUUGUCGACUUUGACGUCUUGCAGGGUGCUGGGAGAUGGGAGAACAGAUUGAUGGGUUGGGCGUCCUCGGCGGAUUAUGUGCAGGGAACAGGCUUGUUCUUUAGGAGCAAGGAGGAGGCGAUCUAUUUUGCUGAGAAGCAGGGAUGGCCGUACAAGGUUGAUGAGCCAAAGAAGGUCGUGGUGCCUCCCAAGAGCUAUGCCAACAACUAUGUUCACGUGCCCGGCAAGCUCAGAAUCCACCACACCAAAUAA